Messenger RNA from Aspergillus glaucus CBS 516.65, 3019 nucleotides. RefSeq names its product Utp12 domain-containing protein. The record is from RefSeq and is a predicted model, not a curated record. Gene Ontology annotation, molecular function: protein binding. Lineage: Eukaryota; Fungi; Ascomycota; Eurotiomycetes; Eurotiales; Aspergillaceae. Gene Ontology annotation, biological process: maturation of SSU-rRNA from tricistronic rRNA transcript (SSU-rRNA, 5.8S rRNA, LSU-rRNA). Gene Ontology annotation, cellular component: nucleolus. The transcript has 2 exons. Bases 188 to 2740 code for a protein of 850 amino acids.
UUUUUUUUUUUUUUUUUUUUUUUUCCUCAACAUCGACACCGACGACGGUCUGCAGCUUUUACCCCCAUAAUAUUCAGCAUUUCUGGUCGAAACAGGGCUAGCGUCGUCUUACCGUCCGGUUUCUAUCUUUGCGACUCAUUUUAUUCCAAGUUUGUCGCCUGUUUUCCCGGAUUUCGUACAGAGAAAGAUGGGCAAGAAAGCCUCUCGGGCGCCGGCCUUGAAGACAUCUUCGGCCGCGACGCCAGCGGUUGCCAGUCAAACAUACACGGGGAAUAAGUCUUCGAUUUUGCGAGCUGCUUUUGCGCCAUCGGAGUACCAAUUGGCCCUUUUUGCGUCCGUUAUCCAGGGUCUCGACGCUCAACACCUCCGCAUCCAUGACACAAACACGGGACGAUUGCAGUGCGAACAUGUGCUAGCUCCGAAGGAAACAAUCACGUCGCUGGACUGGGGCUACUAUCCGGGCCGCCAGCAAAAGGACCAGCAGUCGAAGAAGAAGAGGAAGCGCCCUUCCGACGUCAAUGGAGCCGGUGGAGAUCUGGGCGAUGUGGUUGUUGCGUUUAGUACAAGUUCCUCCGAUGUUCGUAUGUACUCGCCUGCUGAGGACAAGAUUGUGGGAUCGCUUGCGAAUGGGCACGAGAAGGGUGUUAAGGAAUUCAAGUUUACUGCGGGACGGUCGAGCCAGGAAGGCUGGAGUAUCGGAGGUGACAACAAGCUCGUGCAGUGGGACCUGCGCACCGGUCAAGUUCAAAGAACAAUCAACCUCCCAACCACGUCGACAUUUACCUCUCUUUGCCGCCCAUUCCCUUCGAAUCCUCCCGUCAUCUGCGCCUCUCAGACACCGUACAUCAUCAAUGUCGAAAACGACGAAGCUCCGAUUGCAUUCCCUGCCAUGCGUAAUACGAUCCAGACAAUCAUCUCUUCUUCGACGGACUCGUCUGCAGGGCUCUUCCUCGCCUCCGACAACGAUCGUUACAUAAACGUCUUCGACUCCAAGACCCAAAAGCUCGUUCUUAACCUCGUUGCAGACAAAGAGGUCUCUUCGUUAUCGCUGUACGCCGGUUCGGACAAGCAAGCGUCUUCUUUGGAAAACCAGGUUCUCGCAGCUGUGACGGAGGACGGCACAAUUGAGCUUUUCACGAAGCCUUUCGUUCAGGCUCAAGGAUCGAAAGAAACUACUAGUCUCAAGGCCAAGGGAAAACAGAUGACUCGGAGAGCCGACGCUUCGAUCCAAAUCACUCGCUCAGAAAACUCGGAUGCGCUUGUCUCUGUGGUGGCUGCGUCCAUCCAGGGAUCGGAUGUGGUGGUUGCUUAUGCCGAAGGCGGUGUUAUUCCAGUGUUUGAACGAAUCAGGUGGCAAAACGGAGAGACUGACGAGCUCUCAUUUACUGGUACGAAGAAGGUGCCGAAGACCAAGUCCAGCAACUCCGUACUCGCUUCGGUAUCUACAAACAAGGCGAAGAACGCAGGUGAAAGUCAGGUCGAUGAGUCUCGGGCCGUUGUUGAGCAAGGAAAUAUCGCCGGUGAUGAUGAUGUUGAAAUGCAAGACACCAAGCAGGGUGAUGCGUCGGAGUCCGACAGUGGGGAGGAAAACUCGGACGAGGAACAAGAACCCAAGAAGUCGGACGAAAAGGAGGACACCCCGAAGAAGAAGAAGAAGGAGACCGACAACGACGUCGAGAUGCAGAACGCAUCUGGCUCAGACGAGGAAGAUGGAGAAGGGGAGGAAGAGGAGACAGGCGAGCCGUCGUUCGGUGAGCUUAUGCGGGCAAACGCAUCGGAAGAAGUCGACGUCGAGGCCGAACUCGACGACGAAGUUGGAAUGGGCGCUCUGGUACCCGGUAAACCUAACGCGGCCGUCCAACAAAUUCCCACUGGCGUCUCCCUCUCCACCGUCCUCACUCAGGCCCUCAAGACCAACGACAGCGGCAUGCUCGAGUCUUGCUUCCAUACCGGCGACCUCUCCAUCAUCCGGACUACCAUCCAGCGUCUCGACUCCUCGCUGGCAGCUACCCUUCUUCAAAAACUCGCCGAACGCCUUUCUUCGCGCCCUGGCCGGUAUGGCCACCUUCUCGUGUGGGUGCAGUGGACAUGCGUGGCACACGGAGGUGCUCUUGCCGGUAAGCCCGAGCUCCUGAAGCGCAUGACCACGCUGUUCAAGGUGAUGGACCAGCGCUCCUCGAGUCUGUCCUCGUUGCUCCUGCUCAAGGGCAAGCUCGACAUGCUCGAUGCACAGCUGAGCCUGAGACAAUCCAUCCGCAGCAACGCAGAGGGCAUGGACAGCGAGGAUGAGGACAACGUCAUCUACGUUGAGGGACAAGAAGACGAGGAAGAUGAGGACAGCGAUGCCGAAGCCAAGAACGCGGCGACGCCCCGCACCAAGUCGAUACGCGACCAAGCCAUGGACGAGGACGAGUCGAUGAUCAACGGUGUGCAAUCCGGCUUUGAUGACUCGGAGAACGAUGAGGAGGAGGGAAGCGAGGAGGAAGAGGACGAGGACGAGAACAUUCUCGACGUCGAGGCAGAGGAAUCCGCCGGCUCUUCGGACGCUGAAGAGUCACUCGAAGAAGAUGAAGGCGAUGAAGACGACAGUGCUGAGAGCGAAGGCUCGAUUGCUGACUUUGUUGCUGACUCGGAAGAUGAUGGGGAGUCUGAUGUUGAAACGCCCGCGCAACCCCCGCCGUCCAAAAAGGCCAAGGUGCAGGGUAGUGCCAAGGGGAAGAAUAAGGGGGGAAGGAAGUAAAGGAUUCCUUUUUAGAGCAUGAAUGAAUAUAUAACUUAUGUAUCUACCAAGCAACCUACUACCUACCUACCUAUACCCUGUUUUUCUCUUUUCAUAUAUGUAAUGCUUUGUUUGGUUAGUUUACAGGGAGAAAGAGGGAGGGUUUUAUUUCAUUAAAAGUGACGUCUAUUUCUUUUCUUUGUGUCUAUCAUUGUUUCUUAUUCAGCCGUGCAUCCCAGUUUAACUGUACAGAAUACAAAGCUGCGCCUGCCUCACUGAACAGGCAAACAUUUUGCCAAU